CCUCCGCCCAUGUGACAGCUGAACCAGUGGCGAGUUCGCUGAGGUGAGUUGUGAACAUAGGUUGUGAGCGGUUGUGAGUGACAGACAACAUAACCUGCAUUUGGGCCGAAAAUCUGCCUGAAGACAUGCGGGUGGCAGUGAUUGGAGCUGGAGUCAUCGGCCUGGCAACAGCUCAGAGCAUCUAUGAGCAGUAUCACUCCAUCGUCAGUCCACUGACCAUUGAGGUGUAUGCAGACUGUUUCACUCCACUGACCACUAGUGAUGGGGCUGCUGGCUUAUGGCAGCCAUAUCUCUACAAUAAGGGCAACGUCCAGGAGACAGAAUGGAAUAAACAGACAUUUGACUACUUGCUGAGCUGCCUCAGUUCACCAGAGUCCAUACAAAUGGGUAUAUUCCUUCAGUCUGGCUACAACCUCUGUACUGAACCCGCCCCAGAUCCCUCAUUUAAAGAUAUUGUCCUGGGCUUCAGACAGCUCACAGAGCGAGAACUGCAGAUGUUCCCCGGAUACAAUCAUGGAUGGUUCAACACUGCUCUCAUGGUGGAAGGUAAAGCAUACUUACCUUGGCUGAUGGAUUGGCUGCAAAAAAGGGGUGUGACAUUUUAUCACAGGAAAAUAAAGUCCUUUAAGGAGCUGGCAGAAACUGGUGCAGAUGUGAUAAUAAACUGCACUGGGGUGAGAUCAGGAGAGCUCCAGCCGGACCCUGAGCUCAAACCAGGCCGGGGUCAGAUAGUAAAGGUGGAUGCUCCGUGGCUGAAGCAUUGGAUUAUUACCCACAGUUCAACAGAAAGUGUCUACAAUUCACCAUACAUCAUUCCAGGGAGUCGUCUCGUGACAGUCGGUGGGAUUUUCCAGUUAGAAAACUGGAGUGAACAGAACAACUCUACUGACCAUAAGAAAAUCUGGGAAAGCGCUUGCCAGCUCGAGCCAAGUCUCAAGCAUGCUAGGAUAGUGGAGGACUGGGCCGGCCUCAGGCCUGUUCGGAGCAAAGUCCGCCUGGAAAGGGAGACCAUACAGUCUGGUGCAACUACAAUUGAGGUGAUACACAACUACGGCCAUGGAGGUUUCGGACUCACCAUUCACCGAGGCUGCGCCCAGGAAGCAGCGAGGCUCUUCGGUCAGAUUGUGGAAAAAGGCAAAGGUCCAAAAGCUCGCUUGUAAAUUUGUGUCCAUCAGUAGUGAUUGGUGCACUUCGAAUUUCAAUGUCGGUGCCUUGUAUCCUAAACUGCACAAACUGUUCUUGUCUAUAACUAACAUUCACAUCAAACAGAUAUUCAGUAUAAUAUGCCUUUGUGGUAAUUACAUCACUUUAAAACAAUGUAAUGUUUGUAUUUUAUAUGUAACUUUAAAGAGGAGACACGCCUGUCGUUGUCACCGUCCAUUAUUAAUUAACAAAUGGCUCAUUCACAUGUAAUCAUACUUAUUUCUGUGGGAAUUUGGGUAAUUUAAAGAAGUAUAUAAAGUGUACAUACCUUUUGAAAAUGUACUCAACUAAUGUGGAAAAAGUAGACAAACUUUUACUAUUGAUAAUCAUCAUAACUGACUCAAAUCACACUGUUGAGCAAUAAAUAACAUGUCAUCACA
Perca fluviatilis (European perch) is the source of this 1583-nucleotide messenger RNA. RefSeq names its product D-amino-acid oxidase-like. Lineage: Eukaryota; Metazoa; Chordata; Actinopteri; Perciformes; Percidae. The record is from RefSeq and is a predicted model, not a curated record. Bases 126 to 1160 code for a protein of 344 amino acids. Gene Ontology annotation, molecular function: D-amino-acid oxidase activity; FAD binding. The transcript is spliced from 11 exons.